This is a messenger RNA of Aedes aegypti (yellow fever mosquito), 4058 nucleotides long. Its product is annotated as patatin-like phospholipase domain-containing protein 3. Gene Ontology annotation, molecular function: triacylglycerol lipase activity. The transcript has 9 exons. NCBI's taxonomy places the organism in Eukaryota, Metazoa, Arthropoda, Insecta, Diptera, Culicidae. Gene Ontology annotation, cellular component: cytoplasm; lipid droplet; membrane. The record is from RefSeq and is a predicted model, not a curated record. The coding region runs from base 896 to 3094 and encodes 732 amino acids. Gene Ontology annotation, biological process: lipid homeostasis; triglyceride catabolic process.
AAACCACCGAACGCAACCGCACAGGGCACAGUAUAAAACGACGGCUCCUAGCAAGCGGUAGCUUUUAGUUCAGUUCCAGCUGGUCAGGCAGGCGUUUGCAAGCUACUUUCUUUUCCACGGGCCACUUUGAUGUUGGAUUCUGCUGUUUCGCCGAUCUUUGUUUUGAUUCGCUUUUGUGAGACGCUUGUUGUGAAUAAUAAAAGGGCACAAAUUGUAUUGGGAACGCGCGCACGCAGUGUGAGUCUAGUUGGAGGAACUGAAACCGCGAAGAAGCAUCGAUUGCGCGGCGCGAUUAGAGAUUAGAGUGAAGCUGGUGAGAGAUUGGAUUUCUUUGUUCUUGAGCGAAUUGGAAUACGCGGUUGAGUUUAGUGCAGAACUGUGAACAACAAAUUUGAUUGUGCUGUUUGAGGCUGUGUAAUCUCGCAUACAAUUGGGACGAUUGAAGGUUGACGCCGUAAGCCGGUCAUAAAUUAGCUUUCUGGAUGUUUUAAGAGAACCAUGUAAGCUGGAUAUCUUACCACAAACGCUCUUACCGUUGACUCACAGCGUAUAAACUUCAAACAGUGAAGAACCAGUGAUCCUUUUUCGUUGCGGCAAGAGAGAAAGAGAACAACAAACGAUCUGUUAGUGAUUGUGCAUAAAAUCUAUUUUUAAGUGUAACUACAAAAUCUUCCAAGACACAAAAAGUGUGAGUGUAUUGAUCGGCAAGUUUGGUGAAUUAUUCUGAAACCGAUAACCCAGUGGACGGAAAGUUUCAAAAGUCGGAAGAACCCUACGGUAGCGAUUCUUGGAAAAGCAUUCCCUUAUAUUGGAUUUUAUUGUUAAAGAACUAGUGACCCAGAGACCGACAUACGUAGGUUGUUUUUUUGUUACCAACUUGACCGGUCCCUGUUGAAUGGCCACCAAGAUGAAUUUGUCAUUUGCUGGAUGCGGAUUUCUCGGAAUCUAUCACGUCGGAGUGGCAGUCUGCUUCAAAAAGUAUGCACCCCAUCUGCUGCUGCACCGAAUCAGUGGAGCCUCGGCCGGUUCCUUGGCUGCCUGCUGUCUGCUGUGUGAUAUGCCGUUAGGUGAAAUGACCUCGGACUUCUUUCGGGUGGUGAACGAGGCGCGCAGCCACUCGCUGGGUCCGUUCAGCCCGCGGUUCAACAUCCAGACGUGCCUGCUGGAGGGUCUGCAGAAGUUCCUGCCGCCGGAUGCGCACGAGCGCGUCAACGGCAAGCUGCACAUCUCGCUGACCCGCGUCUACGACGGCAAGAACGUCAUCGUGUCGCAGUUCAACAGCCGGGAGGAUUUGCUACAGGCCCUGCUGUGUGCGUGCUUUAUCCCGGUCUUUUCCGGCCUGCUCCCCCCUCGCUUCCACGGUGUACGCUACAUGGACGGGGCGUUCUCGGACAAUCUCCCGACCCUAGACGAAAACACCGUCACCGUGAGUCCGUUCUGCGGCGAGUCGGACAUUUGCCCCCGUGACAACAGCUCCCAGAUGUUCCACGUCAACUGGGCCAACACGAGCAUCGAGCUGUCCAAGCAGAACAUGAACCGCUUCGGACGUAUCCUGUUCCCGCCACGACCAGAAAUCCUAUCCUCAUUUUGCCAGCAAGGCUUUGACGACGCGUUGAACUUCCUUCAUCGCAACAAUUUGAUCAGCUGCACCCGGUGCCUCUCGGUGCAGUCGACCUUCUCGCUGGCUGAUCAGCCAACGCAGCUUGAAGAUCAGCUCCUGGAGGAGUACGAUCCUGAGUGCAGCGAGUGCAAGGAAUGCAACGAACACCGACAGAACGCCCUGGACGGAAGCAUGCCGGACACUGUGUUAACCGUUUUCCAGACGUACAUCGAGGAAGCAAACAAGGGACUGAUGAACUGGGUGUUCCGACACCGAGGAGCUAGACUGCUGAAGGCAUUAUCACUUCCGGCCACAUUGCCAGCGGACAUCAUGGUCGCUACGCUUAGCAAUGCCGUUGGCGAACGUGUUGAACGGCGCCAGUUCCGGUUCAAAGUUCUAGGUAACAUAGUCUGCCCCUCGACUGGCAGUACGGAUGGUGAAUAUUUAGGGGGACCGGUGAAUUCCCGCUGCAGCAAAUGCCGAACACGGCAGCAGCGCGCAUUAGCACUGGCCGGAAAAGCCGGAAGAGCUACGGUGAAUAUUCACACCGCGCCGAGACUGGAGCCAGAAAUGGAUCCGUUGCUCCAGGCACUAGAGAUACGUCUGAGACGACUCCUGGUAGCGACUCCCACGAUCGGAAGUCAGCUCUGGUCCGUUAGUAAGUUCGCCAUUAAAACCCUGAACGCAAUUCUGCAGCGAAUUCGUCGGGAGCAGCAGAUGGCAGCCAGUUUGGAGUGCCAGGUGGCCUACACAGAGUACUCCGGAAGCGGAGGAAAACUGGUUGGCACCCGUACCAAAAGGCUAAGCCACCGGGCCUCUGUGGGGUCUCUGGUAGACGUGCGGGUUGAUAGCGGGAACGAAUUAAUUGUCAUACCGGGUGGUAGUGCACUUGUAGCCGCCGAGAGUGACCUAGUUGAGAUUCGUCAGCUAGGUCGGGACCGCGACGGAGGUGACGAUGUACAUCCGGAUUACGAUACAUUUGAUCACAUUCUGGAGGCCACCUCUCAUCACGAUGCCAUGUAUGCUUACUACUAUCUGGACGCCGACAAUAAGGUGAAAGUAACGGAGAUAUUCGACAUGACGGACGAUGGCAGCCCGGCACUGCAGACGGUCCAGGAACGAGAGGUGAACCAACAGCUGGAGUACGACAACGAUUGGGAAACGAGACAGCCAGAUUUCCUCUACACCGAUUCGUACGAUCGAGACAAUCUAAUGGACUUCGAUGAGCUGUUCGAUCCUCACAUGCAUCACUGUCGGCAUCACUACGGCCAGCUUCAGCAGCAGAACCAUUCCGUUGAUCCGGUGGCGACUUCAGCGGCUCUCCAGCAGUGGCAACAGCUCCAGAUCGAAGAACUUCCCAGCGACGACGGCGACAAUGAUACCUUGUACCUUCAACCGGAAGCGGACCAGCAGCAAGCCUUACUUUCGGAAGCCACUUCGCUCCUGCUCAGCAAGCCGCCUGCCUCUUCGGUCUACUCGAUCGUUGAAAUGUGAUCCGUUCUAGUGAUGGGGACUAAAUAUCCCCCGCCAGGACCUGCAUUAUAUGCACCAUGAUGAUAUUAGCGCAUUAACGGAAACCAUACAGUUACCAUAGCAAGCAACCCAAAAGUGAUGCAAUGUGCGAGAAUCUUUGCUUUCAAUGUGUGAAUGAGAUGUGUGAAUAGAUGAAGCGUGUUGAAUCAUGUUCUCACAACUGCGAGUUGUGCGUUUUUAAUCAAAUCGAAUGCUUACGGAUACGAAAGACUGCGUACCAGUAGGAGAAUCAAUAGGCAGGAACCUAUGUGACUCUAUCAUCCCUCAAAAAGCGAUAAUUAGGCGCGAUUCUGAAGUUUGCGGUAAAAGAGAAGUGCUUGCACGCACGCGAGAGAAAGUUAGCUAUCAUUUCAUCAAGUAGAUUAACCGAACCAAAUCGUAUUUUUGUCUUAUCAAACAAAAUAACUGAAAACCGAAUUGUGAUGUUCGAGAAAGUUACGAGAGAGUGGAAACUUCUCCAGGCUGUGCAAUCGGGAGAGUUUCCCCAGAUCCGAGUCCAGUCUAAUAAGCGAGAGCGCUACGCCCCGUAAAUCGUAAUCGUAGGCUAGAAGCGAACCGUAGAUCCUAAUCAAAUGAAACCAAUGUACCUUAGUAGUAGCAAAAUGAAUAGUAGCGUACGUUUAACUCGAGGAUUAUGGAACAUGAAGUUCUAGCGCUAAGUUAGUUAUUUUGCCUUGAUGACUAAUUGUGUUAGCUUUUUUUUAUUGAUUUGAAACUAUGUCUCGUGUUUUAUGAUUUGCAGAAGAAGGCAAUGAAAAUAACUUGCGUUUGUUUUAGGAUAUGAAUGCUUUACCAUAGUUUGUUUUAUAAUUUAUAUUUAUGCAGCAUACGAAGAAACAUAGACGGUGAUAUAACCGCAGAUCCAUUAUUUAUAUUUUAUGCGAUUAUUUUACGAUGAAAUAAAUUUUCUAAUUGUGAAGAUUAA